AUGGAUUCUUAUUGCACCCCCUGCGACGAAAUAUGUUACUCCUCCGUAAAUUCUUCUGAUACGUCUUUCGGGACUUUCUCAUAUGCAUACGAUAGCUUCGACUACUGUCCGUAUCCUCCCUCUCAGUAUGUACGACAAGAGCCACAGCCGGAAGGUCCUCCGCAGCUCCCCCUCCAUGCGUCAAUACCCAUCUCCGGAUAUUCCACUCUGAUCCUCCCCAACAUUUCGCCCAGCACUCCGCCCACACAGGUCGGCAGCACCUCGCCCACCACCUCGCUAAACGACCCGCUGCCUCCGUUGCGAGGCUCGUCAUCCGACACGAAUCCGCUCGACAAUUACGCGAAUGCGCCUCAGGUCACAUUCCCGACCCCUGCUCAGCUUCUUGCAUACCUCCCUGCACGCAGUCUAAAUGGAACUGGCUUGUCUGACCUUCGGCCCCCUGUGCGCAUGGAGACCGUGCUGACAACGGAGAAGACGAAGUCGGGCAGGAAGCACACUGAGACGCGACGCAAGGCAUACUUCCGCGCCGUCGCGGAUGGCAUCGGUUUUCAGGUGACCGAUCCAGACAACAUUACUCAACAUGCCAAGAGGCGGAGCUAUCUGGAGUGUCUCGAACAGUAUGUGCCGUGGCUUCGUGAGCGGAUCCGGCACGCAGGGCGCGAGCCUGUCGAGUUCGAGUGCAUCUCAUUGUAUCGCGGACUCGACAGCGUAUCCUUCCGCACGCUCCUCGUUCAUAUGCAAGACGAGGUCCGGAAACUUCACCUGCAGACGCUGGAGGAUGAACGCACUUUUAUUAACCUCCAGAACCAAGUAGCGCGCCAGUCCGCAGCUUGA
This is a messenger RNA of Sparassis crispa, 834 nucleotides long. RefSeq lists its product as hypothetical. The transcript is spliced from 5 exons. The record is from RefSeq and is a predicted model, not a curated record. Lineage: Eukaryota; Fungi; Basidiomycota; Agaricomycetes; Polyporales; Sparassidaceae. Bases 1 to 834 code for a protein of 277 amino acids.